CCACAGCUCUUUUUUCCUUCCAACGUUCCCACCUGUAGCUCCCGUUUCCCUUGGUGCCCAGAGCAGGUCCCCCAAAUCCCUCCCCAGAUCCUCAGGCAGACCUGCACUAGAGGGGGACCCCAUCCCCAUGGCCCUAGCCCUCGAGUGGCCUGGUUUCCGCCAGAGGUAGGCUGCAGCCACAGGGCGCGGUGUGGUUGCCUCUUAAAGCCCUGGUUUCUUGGAGGGUGGCCGGCCGACCGAGAGAUCCAGGCCUUCAGAAUUUCCCGGCCGGGACCUGAGGUUCUCGUACCCUAGAGUAGGCUCAGAGCAGAGGAUGAAAUCCUGGGGACAUUCUCUGUGACUUCGCUCCUCUGAUUAGCACCUGCCUGUCACAAUGAGGAGAGCGAGGCUCAGAGAGGAUAAGAGACUUAUUCGCGGUCACACAGACACCAGGGAUCAACCUCGCGGCCCCUGAGGCUCCGGGCACUGCUCCCGCGGGUAGAUUUCACGGCCACCGAGUCAGCCUGGCCCAGCAGAAUCUCCCACCUUCCUCAGCUUGCCGUGUGAACUCAUCAGAAUAUUCCAUCCACAGAGAGCAGGGAAACCCAGGCCCUACCCCACUCCUAGACAGUUGGGGUCACAGGCAUGCACCCACGUACACGUGCACAGGCACGACCUUAGGGAAGGGAAGCCACGUGAGGGCAGGCGCCCAGGCGGAAGCAGCUUGGACUUCACCUUCCGGAGCAGGUGGAGUUCUGGAAGGCCCUUUGUGAAUCAGCCUGCUUUAAGCUGAUUCCCUUCAGUGAGUAUGUCCCUACUAGGCGUUUGGAGGUUGGAGGGGAAACGCCCUGCCCGUCGGUUCUUCCUUUAUUUUUGCUGAGUUGUUCCUCGAGCCAACCAAAGACUAGAGGUCCCCGGGGCACCACUUGCACGGACCCCCAGCGACGAACCUGGUUUAAAAGAAGACUCCUUCUGGCACAUCGACAAUUACAUCUGUGCUGUGCUUUGUGUAUUUCAUGAGUUUUUUUUUUCUUAAGGUGGGAGCCAACAGUGUUUCAACUUGGAGGGAUGGGCCAGUGGGAGGGCAGUUGGUUAGGAAGGGGAGAGACCACGGUUGGCGGUGGUCCCUGGCCGAGCGACCCCGGCAAGGCGGUGGUCAGUCUUGCUCUGAAGCGAAGCGGUCGCUGGGUUCAGUGACCACCACGCCUAUGGCUGCAGCCACUGGCAGGACAGGGAGCGAAAACUGCAACCCUAGAGGGGACUCUCGCUGUCACCUUAGCUGCUGGCCCCAAGUGGGCGCGGGUGGAGAGUUCCAUCAGGCUACUAAGCUGCCCUAAGGUCUCGAAAGAACAAUGCACUGGAGGAAAUCCUUUCUGGCUGAUUCGGUCCCUAUGAAGACUGUCUUGUGCCCACAGCUACCAUAUUUUGCAAAUCCGCAAUCAGGUGUUGACUUAAGCAAAGCCCUAUGGAGACAGAGAGACAGAGGGAGCUCUGGGGUAUCUGGGGACUGGACUCCCAUCAGGUCGCAGCCAAGGUCAGAGACGGCCAUGUAAAGAGCAAGCCAAGUGGAUAAAGGAGCUGCCAGACGCUCAUUGUGACUCCCCUGCCAUGUGCCUCAUUGUGACCCAACAGCCUCACCAGCUGCCUGGGGUCCUGCAGUCAAUACCAAGAAGCUCCCCAGGGUGCCAACGACUUACUGCUCCUGCUGCUGGGUCUCGUCAUUCUUGUCAACAUUGGGAUCAACGUGGUAACUGCGAUGAAAUCUUCCAGGCUUCCGAAGGUUCCCCCAAAGACGCCCCGGCCAAGACCCAAGACGUUCACAUCCACUGUGCCCUGGACCCUGUAGAAGUGAAGAUGGCCCGGCCCACCUGCCAUCGCUCUUCCUCCUACCGCUGUCUCCGCAGCCCCCGCUGCAGCUGUCGCCGCCACCGCCGCUGCAGCCACCGCCGUGGCCGGCACCCCAGCCACCACCGCCCCUGCAGCCACCAGUGGGGACUGAGGAACCAUAGGCAUUUUCCCCCCAACCGCUCCGUCUUCCACAGUCACUGUCACAGCCCCAAGAUGUCACAGCUGCGGCCAGUGCCCUCCUUUGAUGAGGACAACCUAGACUCCUGUCUGGAGGAGGAUGACCUAUCCUUCCCGCACCCCAAGUACCCAUGGCGGGGCUGGAGAGGGCUCUACCAGCCGGUGGGCCUGCCCUCCAACUUGGGGCUGUGGGGCCGCCAGGGUGGGAUCCUGGCCAGCCUGCCACCACCUUCUCUGUACCUGUCACCUGAGCCGCGCCGCAUGCCCAAGCGCGUGGAGGCCAAGUCGGAGCUGAGGCUGCAGUCCUAUGGGCCCCACUGCCCCCAGUCCCGAAUCUGGGGCAAUCUGGAGGCUGAGCAGCGGACCCCGUCUCCACCACCCGUCCGCCGGCUGCCCCCCGACCCCCCCCGGGUCCCCGCGGGACACAGCCCUUACCCCUCAGGGGCCCAGCUACUCCAUGACUCCCGGAAUCAGCGGUGGCGUGGUCUGGAGGGCUCCGGACCCCCCUGUGCCCUGGUGCCCCGGGGGUCCCGGCCCGAGGCCCGGGAGCCCUGCUGCCCCCAGGCCCACUGGCAGAGCCUCCCUGGCCACGCUCACAGCCAGUCCAACCGCAGCCCCCACCCAUCCACGGGGCACUUGGGCUACGGCGCCCGGGACCCCCACGAGGUUCGGCGCCGGAGGGGCGAAUGCACCGAGGCAACGCCCGCCCGGCACCCUCUGACCACCGCAUCCCUCACCGUGCUGGGCGAGACCUCCCACCGACGGGCCCCGGCUCCCGGCUCAGCCCUGCUGCCCCGCUCCUCCCAGCCCCUGCCCGAAGUCCAGGCUCCGGAGCCGCCCCCAGCCCAGCCCACCUUCAGGCCACUCAGCCGGACCCCGGGGGCCAAUGGCAGCUACCAGGUAUACGACAGCCUGGAGCUGAAGCGGCAGGUCCAGGAGAGCAGAGCGCGGGCCAGCUCCCUGCCGCCCCCCCGCACCUCGGCCUCCAGGCCCUCCCUGCACAGGAGCCGGAACGGGAAACUCCACUGACCGGCGGGGAACACGGGUGGUGGGGGGGCGUGGAGAGAGGAAUAAAGAGCAACAAAGU
Molecule: messenger RNA, 3091 nt
Organism: Acinonyx jubatus (cheetah)
Lineage: Eukaryota; Metazoa; Chordata; Mammalia; Carnivora; Felidae
Gene: SPEM2
Product: SPEM family member 2
Exons: 3
Coding region: 1588-3033 (481 amino acids)
Source: RefSeq, a predicted model, not a curated record